CCAAAUAUAAUGUCAUGCUAUAUUUGAUAGUGGAGUUAAUCAUUUUGGGGCUUUGAGCGAAAGGGAGAUGGACAAUGUAUCUUAUCUUAUCAUUGAGUGUUCACUUUAUAUCACGAAUUGGUUGAUCGGAGAGUGAAGAGAGCAACCUAGGUGCCAGUUGAUUGCUGAAGUGGCUCUUGGCAUUUACCAAUUGCCCGCGCAAUAUUUCAGUGGUCAGCGAAUUCGCAGGAAGGACAGUCUUCCACAAACCAUCCGGAAAGUCCAAACGUCGCGAAGUUCCAUACUAAUCUAAAUAUUUUGUUUGCAAUUUCGAAACGGGAAAUCCCGGUCAGACUCGAGGAGGUCACUUAAGGAUUCUGCCCAGUCCAUUGAGAAGUACAAUAGAGACUCCAGAGAGAAUUACGGAAACAAAAAUUUCUUUCAUGUGGUAAAGAAGAAGAAACACCAGCCAAAUGUUGAACUAUAUGUUUCGACGUCCAGCCAGCAUGACCAAGACCACAUACAACAAAAAAGAGAUCAAAUCCUUCACAAAGAGCUUCGAGAAGGCCAUCAAGAUCCUCUUGCUGGGCACUGGAGAGUCUGGAAAGUCCACCAUUAUAAAUCAAAUGAAGAUCCUCCAUAUUAAUGAAUUUACGACUCAAGAACGCCUCGAACGUGUCCCAAUUAUACGGCAGAAUCUCCAUGAGUCCAUGUAUGACAUUGUGUCGAAUGUGGAGCGCCUGGGUUUGAGCUUUGACAGCCCGGCUAAUCGCCAGAGUGCUCAGUGGGUACUCAAGAUGGGAAAAAUUCUAAACGAUGAUUUCAAGCCGGAAGAAACCUAUGUGGAGCACAUUGAAAAUCUUUGGUACGAUCGGGGUGUUCAGGAGUGCUUUCGUAGGUCAAAUGAGUAUCAGCUGAACGAUAGUGCAAAAUAUUUUAUCGAUCGAGUGCAAAUUGUCUCCAAGGCAGACUACAUCCCAUCCACGGAUGACAUUCUCCACAGUAGGAAAAUCACAACAACUAUUCAUGAAAUUAAGUUCAACGUUAAGAUACCAAAGGACAUGGGAGGAGGUUUGCAGGAAUUCCGCAUGUUUGACGUUGGUGGGCAGCGGGAUCAACGCAAUAAGUGGAUGUACGUUUUCGAUGGUAUUGAUGCUGUGCUGUUUCUGAUCUCCUGUGGAGAUUUCGAUCAAACUCUGCGGGAAGAUCCACAGCAAAAUCGCCUCAAUGAGGCGCUGAAGCUCUUCCGCGGGGUUUGGCAUAACAGAUUCUUGGUGUCUGCAGGCAUCAUCUGCUUCCUCAACAAGCAGGAUAUUAUGGAGAGGAAGAUCAAUGCGGGAAAAUCCAUUGGACAAUAUUUUCCAGACUACAAUAACUAUCGCGUUUCUUCGAAAGAUGGAAGCGUUUUUGAUGAAUGCAACAAGACCAGAUGCUUCAUCCGACACAAACUCGUUGAGAUCACCAGCGAAACCCCUAGGCCAAUUAUGAAUAAGGAAUGUGUGAGAAAAGAAUGCUACUUCCACUUUACCGUUGCCACGGACACCAAUAACAUAAGGAGAGUAUUCUACGACGUCCACAGUAUGAUUCUCAACGAUAUUCUAUCCCGUAUCGGACUACUUUAGUGCUCUAAUUCUUGUUUUACUAUUAUAUGUUUAUUUCCAAACAUUUGUGUUUGUCCAGGAUAAGUUACAUUAACUGUGAUUAAAAGUCCCUCAGGGAAAAUUUUAA
Messenger RNA from Phlebotomus papatasi, 1707 nucleotides. It is a transcript of the gene Galphaf, whose product is annotated as guanine nucleotide-binding protein G(f) subunit alpha. The record is from RefSeq and is a predicted model, not a curated record. The transcript is spliced from 7 exons. Bases 453 to 1601 code for a protein of 382 amino acids. Gene Ontology annotation, molecular function: G-protein beta/gamma-subunit complex binding; G protein-coupled receptor binding; guanyl nucleotide binding. Lineage: Eukaryota; Metazoa; Arthropoda; Insecta; Diptera; Psychodidae. Gene Ontology annotation, cellular component: heterotrimeric G-protein complex. Gene Ontology annotation, biological process: adenylate cyclase-modulating G protein-coupled receptor signaling pathway.